CCCAAGGCAAUCGUUCCAAUCCACAUAGCAUGGUAGCGGUUAGGGGGAAGCGACACCCGAGUGACUUCCCCACAAAAGAGUUUUCAAACCCAAUCACCUUUGCUUUCUUUUAUUUCAAUUAGCAAACCUUUUAAACCAAAGUUUAGUUUCUAGAUAAUUAUUUCAACAACGGAAGUAGGGAUAGAAGGACCGACCCAGGUCAAUAUCUAAAUACUUGCCAUAUACUACACCCGAUUAGAGUUUAAAAACUUGGGCUCUAAUUGGGGUGUUAGUGUGGUGUAGUUUCGUGCGAGUCACGGGCGUGAUCCUAACAACUAUCCCACUAACCUUGCACCGACUCCAUUUUUUGGCUCGUUUUGACCACCAAAUUUCUCGAAACUCGUCACGAACUUUCCACACCUACUAAGACCUAAAAUGUGAAAAAGAAGCUCAACAUAGCGUCGAAUAGGUCGAGGAACGAUGAUUACAAAGUUAAACAAUCAAGAUAUGAAGGGGUAAAACAUGUAUAAAUGCGCUCGAAUCAUUGUUAAAAUUCAUCUAUUUGAAAAAUGAAUAAUUGAACAGUUAAAAGCGAAUAAGAAUUGUUAACUCUUACCACUUUCAUAAUCAAGUUGGUCUGAUCUUAUUUAUCAUCAAAUUUGUAUAUAUUCUUAUCACUUUAAUAUCUUAUCCAAUCUUCAUCAGAAAUUAAGACCUCUACAAUGAUGGGAUUCAAUGAAGAUCUAAACAGACUAAGCACUUGACCUCCCAAACUGAAAAAGACCUUUGAGGCAACACAGGAGAUUGGAACAACUAGGAUAUCCUUAACCAUCUUUAAAAGAAUGGGAUAUCUAAGAUUUUUCUUACUCCACAAUAAUUUGUCAAACUUCCUAUCAUCAUCUUUAGGGAUGGCAAUGGGUCGGGUUGUGAAAAAACCGGGGUAAAACCCACUGGGUUUAAAAAACUCAAACCCAAUCCGCUGGGUAUCCGUGGGUUCAAGGGUACCCACAGGGUUUUUUCGUAAGAAAUUUGCAAUAACAAGUUCCUAUCAAAAUUAAAGUCAAAUAUUAAUCUCUCAAUACAAAUUAUCCAUAUAUAAAACACCAUUCUAGAAAAUUCAAGCAAAUCACAAAUUAACCAUACAAAUUGUUCAAAACCAAUCUAGAAAACUCAAGAAAGUUGAAGCAAAUCACAAAUUACCCAUAAAUAACAUGAUUAAUUGAAAGCUUAUUCGUUUCAAUUAAGUUUCUUCACUCUCCACUCGAUAACAUCAACUUCAUUCUACACAAUUUGAAAGAAAAAAUAUACCGAGAAAAUUAACUAUAUGGGUGUGGGUGGGUACCCAUGGGUCGGGUUUACCUAAACCCAAACCCAACCCGGUGAAUAGUGAACGGGUUUAAACCCAAACCCCACCCAAAACCCGUCAAUACGGAUUUUACCCGCGUUGACCGGGUGGGUACCCGUGAGUUCGGGUUUUGUUGCCAUCCCUAAUCAUCUUGCUCAUUAAUAGCAUCAUCAACAUCUCCUAAGUAGAUGUCCAACUCAGAACGUUUGUUAUAGAGCCUACUAGUAUGUACACCCAAAAUUUUCAAAUUUUGAGAGCUCCAACCAACCUCUUUGCUUAAAAUAUGUUUCGUUGCUUUGAAUCUACCUUGCUUGAUUGCUUGUGUGUUAGGUGAUGAGGUGAGUGUAGCGCUAUGGAUGAAUUGAUUUGAAGUUUGGAUUGAUUGAUUCCGUUAUGUGUCUAUAGGUUUGUGCAUGACUAGUGAUUUUAGGUUGGUUUGUAUGGUUGUAAACUUUGAUUCAUAAGUUUAGGUUGAUUUAAUGAAGAUCGACUAUGUGCCUUCCCACAACUAAGAUUUUUACAAUCAAAUAAAGUGGUUUAUAGUUUUUAAGUUUACAUGUGAGGAGUUGAUUAGAUGUUUUCAAAUAAAAAUCCCAAGUAUUAGACUGCAAAAAGUGACUAAUCUCGAUCGGUCGCCAGUUAGAGUGUGAUUCACUAGGGGGACCCCACUUAGUUUCUACUCACUAUCAUUCGAAGGUUGGUCUUGUAGCCCCUCCACAUGGGCUGAUGUAUAUGUAGGAGGAAAGAGCACAAAAAAUUAGCACUCCUACUUUCCCCAUCAUAAACAUAAACAAAGUUUUCAAAAUACUACAACCCCAAAGUAAAAUCUCUAAAGAGAUUAAAAGUUGAUGGCAAAGUGAGAAAAGAAUCGUAGAGAGCAUUCAUUCGGUCAACUCGUAUCGAUAAUUGACUUGUGCACCAUACACAUAUCUACCAUCACUUAAAUGCAUUGGCCUUGGGAAUUCCUGACUGAAUUAGACUCACCAAAUGGAAACUCGACGCAUCGAAAGUUGCUAGGAAGUUGAUAAAAUUGAAUCCUGAUGAUUUACAUUGCAUGAUAAUGGUUAGGAAGGGUAGAGUUGCACAGUUGAAGUGUGGGGAAAUUUGAUAACACUCAAAUUGUUGUUAUUUAUCCUUCCAUUUCUUAAGUGUUUGCAUGCAAUAAUCGUCAUCACUUGCCAUUUGAAAUUGAUUUAGUGCUAUAUUUGCUUCUUAUCCUCAUACCCUAAGACUUUAUAAAUCUUUUAUCUUAUGCUUUUAUGAGUGGAAUGCGCAACCUUUCCUGUCCUUAUGAGAUAGAUGUUUGAUACAUGAGAUCACUAAAGUCUAGAAUGAAUGUUAUGAUCCAUAGAGCGUAGUCGCUUUUUAUUAUAUAGGGUUCCAAAAGGUUGUUUGGAGCCCACAAAAUUUAAAAAUUUUGGGUGUACAUACAAGGCCCCAAGCAAUAAUCAUCAUUCAACAUCACAACACUAGGCAAGCAAAACAUGAUAUCCAUUCACAAUUAACAAAUUUAAGCAUAUGGAUACGUUCAAGCAUUUGUAAACAAGUAUACUAAACAACACGAUGCUUAAAUCAAAGAUUGUCCCCAUGUGCAUAAGACAAGGUAGGUUAAAAAGGUGAAGAAAGACGGAUGAAGGUUCGUUUUAGGCUCAUGGAAGUGGUUAGAUCACACAUUAAGAGAAGCACACAUCCACGAGAUAUCUAUUUACUACUAAGCUAGAAAACAUUAAGUGAAAGGAAAAAAGAAGAAAAACUAAGGUUGGGUUUCCUCCUAACAAAAGCUUCAUUACUGUCAUAAGCUAUGGUGUUCAAAGUUCGAUCCAUCUCAAGACCUCUUUGAAAUUGAGAUUCUCAUCGGUGAUGUGAUGUCUCAAGCCCCGAGAAUUUGGUACGAUUAUGAUUGAUGGCUCGUGGACUUGAUUGAUCUCGAGGUUCUACCAUCGAUACCUCUUCUUUCCUUCUUUUUUCUUUUUUGACCCAAACCAUGUAAUAUACUGAUUAAUAAUGAUUGCAUCCACCAAGAGAACUUCCCCUUUUUCACUUUUUCUUCCUCUAAGACCUCGUGAAUGUUCCCUUCUCUAUCCAUUUAUUCUUGUUGAAUGUGAGCAUUGAUGUUCCUCCAAGAAAGUUCCUCUAUUGGUGGAUCAAUGAGGUCAACUUAUUUGUCCACCUUCUCGAGUACCUCUUACUCCUCUUCUACUUCCCCUUUCUUCUUGUUGAUGAUGAAUAAGGGGUCUUGAAUGAGUCUUGAAUAAAUUUGUUCAAGAUCUCUCUUCUUCUCCAACCUCUUUAUCAUCUCUUCUUGUUUGAUGAUGAAGUCUUGAGAAGGAAGGUCGAGACUUCCUUCCCUUCAGUCUCUACAAUGUUGAGCUUCUCUUCCUCCAAUUUAUGGUUGAUAAUUAACUUUGAUGCAGAACCAGCCUCGAGGAAGGUCAUGAUCACUUGUAUCCACUCACUCUUUUGGAAUGUUGAAGCGCCCGGAUGCUAACUCCUAUGUGCUCUUGGGCUCUGUGGUGGUUGAUGAGAGACGCACAUAUACAUUGGAUUGACAUUAAUGAUUGCAGUGUAUGUUUUGUGGUGAAAAUGCUUGGAUUUGGUUUGAAUUAACCAUGGAAUGGCCUUUGUGUCAUUACCAAGUGUGUGGUGUGUUUUUACCAUUUUUAGUGCCACUUUUACAGAAAAAAGAUUUGCACAGGUAGAACUAAAAUGCACAGGCACAACAGAAACUUCCAUAGACAUGCUAAAAACGAGUCGAACCAAUAAUCAAUACAAACCAACAAGUUCUAGUCAACUGUCACAACCUUAUUGCGCAGCCACAGAACCACUGGGCCCGGGCUCAUCUUCCUUGUCCGUCUGGGACCAGAGGCCGCGCUGAAUUGGAGGGGAGGCUUUCUCAAUUUGUUGGACGAAAGCAGAGUUUUUUUUUCCAGAGUAACCCUUGCGGAUUAACCAGAUAAACGUGAAUGUAGCCACAUACAUUAUGGACACAUCACGGACUCAAAGACAUACCAAAUAAGAGAAAUCAAACAUGUAAGCAGGUAAACCAGGAUAGCGUAAGGUCGUAUGUGCCACACAAUGGGCAGUCUGAUUCGCUUCUCGAGGUUCGUAAACCAAAUUCACACAUAGGAAAUGAGAAAGAAGCGACGACACUUCCCGUAGAAGGGCCCUAGAGAGGGCAUCAUUAUUGUCACCAUCCACCAGUUGCCUCACCACAUUUGCAGCGUCGCUGGAGAUAUGUAACCGGCCGUUAUGCCAUUGCCAACGAAAGGUGAAGAGUUUCCCGGAUUACCAAAAUCUACAUAAGUUGGGGUCGUGUAACCCAAAAAAUACCCGACCAAAAGCAAACAGCGGCGAGACCCCAUCAGCAGCAAAACCCACCAAGCCAAUGGCAUCAUACGUCGGCGAAUUAGUUGCACCAUCCAUCGAUAUUUGAAACCCAAGAGUAGAUGAUCGACCGUGAUCCGAUAUGUUGGGAGUAAGGGAACGUGAGGCUGGCGGGUCGGUGGUGGCAAUAUGAUGACCCGCAAAAUGUGAUAGCAACUGCCGGUGAAGGAUAGGGAUCGUAAACUGGGCAUGAGGAAGGAAAACAACAUUAUCACAGACCUUCCAGAGGCGCCAAAAAAGGAGGGUCCAACGCACAUUAAGAGAGUGAUCGGCGUGGAGAAUUAGCCAGUGCCAAAGUAUAGACAUGUGUGUUUGAAUCGUGAUACCAACCGGUAAUUAGGGUUGGCAAUGGGUCUGGGCGGGCACGGAUAGUGGGUAUCCAAUACCCGGCCGAGAAGUUAUUUGUGAAAAUCGGAACCCGCUCUAAAUAGGAGGAUGGAUAGUAAAUCCAUGACCAUGCCCAUGCCCGAACGGGUAUUACCCGAAAGACCACGGAUACCCGCCCAGAUCCCAACUCUUCUUUCUUCCCUUCUUAGUUCAUCAAACCAAAUAAUUCCAUAACAAAAUUAAACAAAUUACUCAAUAUGUUAAUUAACAUAACCCCAACUUUAACAUUUAAACCAUGUUCAAAGUGUAGAAUUUAGAAAUUAUAGAAACAAUUCCAACACAAAAAUCCAAAAAAAUCCAGUGGUUCCCAAAAAAAUUCCAAAAAGUUUCCAGUAACUUGCAGCAACAAAAUUUCUGCAGAUAUUAAGAUUUCCAAUAGCAAAAUUCCAGGAUCAAAAUUCCAAAAAAUCCCAGCAGAACUCUGGUAAAUCCUAAUUGAUUCUAGCAGAUAAUCAAACUUCUUCCAGCAGCAAAAAAUCUAGCAGCAAAAUUUCAAAAAAUUCCUGCAAAACUUCAGUAAAUCCCAGAUGAUUCUAGAUUAUCCCAACAGCUUGCAGCAGCAAAAUUCCAGCAUACAUGCAGAUUUCCAGUAGAUAGGUCCAUCAACAAAAUAAUAACAAAAUCACAACAGAUUUCCAGAAAUAAAUCAGAAGACUCCAGCAGCAUACUCCAGCAGAAUACAACACAUUACAUCACUAAAAAACAACCAUUCAUCAAUCUUCAAGCAAGUUAAAUGCAUAUUUGUCACUACGCAAUUGUUGAUCUACAUAUACAAUAUAUAUAUAUAUAUAUAUAUAUAUAUAUAUAUAUAUGGUGACUUCUACGGUGCCCAGAGCAAAAUCCGGGUACGGGUACCUUGGCCGAUCUUAACCAUUCGUUUUCAAUCUCCACGGCUCACGUUUGUUAAACCAUCCUGCGCCACUAAAUAACUAAACAAAUUACAAAAAGGCUCCUGCCGCGUUAAGUUUUUUUUCAUCCUAGUCCAACUAACUGGCCCGAUUAAAUUAAAUGGAUUAAGACUGCAAACCCAAUUGGGUAGACCCACUGCCGCCCUAACCAAUUUCCAGUCUCCCUAACCAAUUACACGAUCCCUCUCUCGUCUUGGAGGGACGCCCCUUCACAGUUCCAAGAGAAGCUCCCCAUCUAAUUUGAACUCCCCAACUUAAUCAUCUUUUUGAAUCCCAAUUACUUGCAUCCACAUUCGACGUAGAUUGAAUUUCCCAAUUUAUUUUGUCUUGUUUCUUCUUCGCCAUUUUAUUUCCCCUCGCCUAUCUCUUUCUAACACAAUUACGGCGACCAUGUCUAUUAUUGUGUUCAUCAAACUUUUCAUUUGCAAAAGAACCCUUGAAAGAGGUUUGCUAACCCUAGGGUUCAUGUCGCUAGUGCUUUGUCAUCUUGUCUUAGCGUUAUUGUGAUUUUCUCGAACCUUAUAUCUCUCGGUGAAAUUUAGGUUUCUUGAUAUGUAGUGUUCGUCUCGCCCAGAGGAUUGAGGAAGAAGAUGAAGAACACAUAAUUUGAUUAGAAUCGGAUGGAGAGGUCUCCUUAGUUUGUGUUUAUGUAUUAACGGUGCGUUUAGGAGUAAUUCUAGUUGGACUGGUCUGAUCAUUGAUUUUUGCAGGCUUUUAAAUAACAUUCAAACCUGGGCUUGUACAUGACCCAUGGAAUAUUCAAAAGUGGGCCUGGAACGUGCGAGCCCAUUUGUUUUCUCCUGCCGUAUCAAUUCGUGCGCCAACCCUAGUUUAACUAGCUUUACUUACCCUAGUUUAACGUACACGAGUUAACAUCAACAUUACUACAUAUCUUCCGAAAUCUUCUAACUCUUGACAUUCCAGACUCAACCGUCUCCAUCACACUCACGUCUCCACACUCAACCCCCACGAUCACUUUUUCUUACACCUACAUUCUCUCUUUCCUCCAUCUUCACCUUCCCUUAUUCCUUCUUCCUCUCCUCCAGACUCCAUGGCAAACAAAGGUAAAUCGUUUGCGGAAAUGGGGAUACUAUCUCUAUCAAACGAAGACUGCCGAUCCACCGCAAGUCUCGGUGACUAUCUUUCAUUUACAAGCAAGACAACAAUUGUGGCCGAGUACGAGUUCAUCCACCUAAGUCCUUUCCCUCAAGAAGUGAAGAAGUUAAUAAAAAAUCUUGGCUGGGAAAAUUUCUUUGAUCUCCGGAGUCGAGGAAGCACCAGUUACUACCCGCAUGUGGUGAGGAAGUUUUACAACAAUUUAGAGCUGUCUGGUCCCUGUGAUUCUCAUCUCGUGUCGAUCUUCCUGGGACAUAGAGUCUGCUUCCAGCCUCAUCAGUUUGCUGAGAUCCUCGAUCUCCCCGCCUCAGGACACCCCAUUGAUAGCAUAAGCGAUCUUGGGCGGCUGUAUGAUUUUGAGUUUGAAGUUGAACUGGCGAAGGGGUGCAUCCAGGCUUCUUUCCUCCCAGAUCCUUUUCGAUUCCUCCACUGGAUGAUCGUGAACUGCUUCAUGCCAAGGUACCAUGGUCAUUCGAUUAUUCGUAAACUUGACCUGUUUAUCCUUGUGCAAGCUCAAAGAGGUGUUCCUGUUAACCUCGCAUCUCUCAUGUGCCUGAACAUGGUUGUGGCUGCUCCUAGAGGGGAAAACUGGUACACUGCCUUUCCAUAUGCCACCUUCGUGACCACCUUUCUUGAAAGGGUUGGGAUGGAUAUGGGGGUUUAUGUUAAGGAGGACCAGUGUGCCUAUUUGCAGUGUACCGUAUCGCCGAAUUGACUAAUACUUUUAUUGACCUUCGGCAUACGGAGUAUGAAGAGACCCCUGAGGCAUCCUCAAGAAAACGUCCUCGGCUUACAUGAGAGUCGAUUGAUGCAGGGCGGGGUGGAGCAUUGGAGCAGCAAAGGGGCCAGCAAUGGAUGUCUUUUGUUAAGAAGUUUAAUAAGGCUUUGUUGGUUUUUUUUCCAGUCUUUUUCUCCAGCACUCAAAACUGUCAGGUACUGAGGGGAGCCAGUACAUCAUCUGACUAGGAAAGUCUCCCAUUUUUUUAAUUGUCCAGACAAAUAUUUUUCUAUGCAUGCAGUAUUUUGUGAAUUUGCCAUGGCUAAUUUUCCUAAGACAGGUGACGAGAUGCAGUAAUGGUCAUCUCCAAUGGUGCAAUUUUUGUGACUUGCAAGAUGAUGUGGCAUGGAGGUGCAAUUGCAUCCUACACUUGCUAUGAUGUGAGAAGCUAUUGCAAGGGUGCAAAUUUGCUUGCAAUUGAAAUUGGCCCACGAGUGGGGACUAUUGAUGAAAUUGCAAUGUUUUCUCAAAAUUAUAGAAGUGGAAGUAGGGACUACCUAUGAAAUUGCAAAUGAAUUUCAUUGGGGGAGAUUUUAAUCCGCUUUUGUUCUAAGCAGUUCCAAUUAGGUCGAAGAAUGUGUUACUUAUUUCAUCUUCAUUUUUCAAUGGUUUUCGAAAAUUAUGGUUAUAUUUAUAUUUGGUCACAAGUAUAGUGACGAUGAUAGGUGUGAAUAGUAUGGAUAUGGCUUGAUUAUAAUGAUUUUUUUAUAUAUGGUGAUUUUUCCCCUUUUUCAUCAAGACUCAUGCUUCUUUUAUUCCCCCUGUGAAUCUAUCAUGCUUCGUUUAUAGUAAAAUACCCUUUCAAUUAUACACAAUAAAGAAUCCAUUAAUUAUGUAUGCCUUUUUAUUGUAUUUAUUACUACAAUGAAUUCUCUCACUAAAAGGGGAGUGAAAACAUCGUUGGUGGAAAUUCAAGGAAUGGAAGCCUUUCCAUAUCCUAGGAACAUUAAAUUAAACACAUAAGAAUUUUCUAUCUGCCUUGUACGGGGUUUGGUCAUUAAUUAUAUUGAUUGGGAGCCAAUCAGUUUUACCUUUUGGGUUAUCUGUACAUGAAUGCAAAUUUAAUUAGACGAUUGGGAGCCAAUCAGUUUAACUAUACAUGAUCCCAAUUAACCCUCUCUACAAGAUACAAUGGCUUGAAGCCUUGAACAGAAGCAACAUCACUCACAAGUUGGAAGCUGGAAUUUUGGUGAAGUCCCUUUGCCAUUUCCACGAAAAAACAAACCAAACCAAACCAAUUAACCAAACCAAACCAAAUAUAGAAAGCAUUCCCAAUACCAAAAACCAAAUAUAGAAAGCAUUCACCAAACCAAAAACCAAAUAUAGAAAGCAUUCACUAAACCAAACCAAACCAAAAACCAAAUAUAAAAAGCAUUCACCAAACCAAAAACCAAAAAUAAAAAGCAUUCACCGAACAAACCAAAAACGGUUGUACAUCAUCCUGAGAAAAAAAAAACAUAACAGUUGUCCAUCAUCUUGAAAGCUAAAACGCAAAAUCAGGUUGUCCUUGGGCUCGUUGACUGGGUUUCCUUGUGCUCUUCUCUUUCCUUUUUCCCUCCUUUCAUGGGCUUUCUUGUACUCUUCCACUGCAGCUUCAACUUGAGGUGCAACUGUUCUUGCUUCCGUGAGCACCAUAUGCCUUAUGUAGUUCAUGGGCUCUCGAACAAGGUACAAAGCGAUCUGCAUCCUCCUCACUUGAGUGCAUGGCUAUCAACAUCAACAAACAUGGUGCUUAACGCAUGAUUCAAAAAUAACAAUUAAUUGUGGUUUUCUAAUAUGCGAAUUAGAAUUGUCUUUACCCAAAUAUAAGAGGAGUCCCAGCUUGCGCCAUACAUCCACAUGCAUACCCAGACUCCACUGUCAGACCUACAUAAAAUAAAAGCAUUGCGUGAUAAGAACCAAGUUGAUAAGUCGUCGUUUAAUAUCACAAAAAAUGGGCAUACUUACCGAUGAAGUUGUUCUUGAUCCUUUGAAGGAUUUGGGUACGAAAACUCCGCAAUCCUUGGUGGCGACAAUCCCGGACCUUGUUCACGAUAGAUAAUCUUCCAUAAGGCUUGCAUAAAUCUCAUCUGUACAAAUUAAGAAACGUUUGUACUUAGAAAGAGGUAUUUACAUUUUUUUGCGUUAUAACGACACAAUGUCACAAAUUUACCAUUGUUUGAACAGAUUGUAGUCGAAAGGAAUUGCGGUCUUCAUUUGGUUGUGGAUCCAAGAUAUGGACUUCUUCCUUGUCCAACUUAAUGACAGCCAAGUACCAAUGGGCAUUAUCUCUCAUCGGAACACACACCUACAUAUGCGGAAAUUGUCAACACGUAUUAAAAAAAUAAACUGCAAACCAUGUAAUACUUAUUAAGACGAACAGUUUACCUUGUUCACCAUAUUGGUUCGACUAAGGAAUUUUGAUUCGUAUAGGUCUAAUGCCCUCUUGGGUGUUAUUCCACAUGAAAUCACUAGUUCCUGCCCAUGUGGUAGUUGCACAAUUGAAAUUUUGUCAACACAAUAUGAUUCACGUUAAAAAAACAUGUGUUGUAUUUUUUUUUGGUGAGAGGAAAUUGUCAUUAAGCAUAAUCUGACCAUAACCUAUAGUUCAGCAGGCAGAUAGCACACUCCUUUUCCGCCCUUAGAAUUUGUACACAACUCUUCUAGAGUCAAGUGGCAGGCCAUCGCUGUUAUAACCUAAUAUAACAUGGACAAAAAACACUUCAUGAUACUAUCGAGUUGUUAUAAAAUAAUUCUACGUAGAAAGCAUUGAUAGUGGACAAACAAAACAAAAUUUUGGAGUUCCGUUGAUUACUUCAGCAUCUACGAAUGAGCGAGGGCUUAAGGACCACAAUGACUUCCUGGUAGAAGAGUUGUUUGAGGUUUUGACCAAUACUUCGUCAGGUGGCAGAUUGGCUAAAAAUAUAUAGUGAGCAAGCUGGAUUUGCUCAUCAUCGUAUUCCAUAGCGGUAGGUAGCUUAAACUUCAAAAAAACCUGGAAUAGGGGCCACAAAUAAACACGAGUCGAAAUGCAUUCGUUAUGAUGGAAUAACGACAAAGAACACUUCAAUGGCAAACAUGACACCUUUAUUACCUUGUCAACAUAACUUAGACAAAUACUUUUUCCAUUUGGCUUCUUUGGUGUGACCUCAGAGUCAGAUUCAUCGUCCGAAAUAAAAACGAUGACUGAAGCAGGAGUGGGUGGAGUGCUUACACCUCUGGGUAUCCUUGGUUUCUUUGUUGGAGUCACAAAUUUGGCGGUCUCCUUCAAUGACAGUGAACCUACGAUUAAUAAAUUAACUAAAAUGAA
Molecule: messenger RNA, 11186 nt
Organism: Linum trigynum
Lineage: Eukaryota; Viridiplantae; Streptophyta; Magnoliopsida; Malpighiales; Linaceae
Source: the annotation of a GenBank genome assembly